Crotalus tigris (Tiger rattlesnake) is the source of this 1625-nucleotide messenger RNA. It is a transcript of the gene ABI3, whose product is annotated as ABI family member 3. Gene Ontology annotation, biological process: regulation of cell migration. Gene Ontology annotation, molecular function: SH3 domain binding. Bases 165 to 1274 code for a protein of 369 amino acids. NCBI's taxonomy places the organism in Eukaryota, Metazoa, Chordata, Lepidosauria, Squamata, Viperidae. The transcript is spliced from 8 exons. Gene Ontology annotation, cellular component: lamellipodium. The record is from RefSeq and is a predicted model, not a curated record.
CAGCAGGAUAUUUGUCUUGGUGAGCAAAAGGGGUGGGAUCAGCAUUGUCACUGAAGCCAAAUCAAGUAUAAAAUAGUUUCCAGCCAGACUGUUCGAAACUUCUCUGCUGAAACAGUGUCUGCUGUAAGAAGGAAGUGGUGAAUCCAGCACAAUUAAGUGGCGACAUGUCUGAGUUUCAGCAGCUGAUGCAGGACUCCAUACCAUCUGCAAGAGAUGUUCUACAACAUAACUAUAGCAACCUCCUUAAAGUGGCAGAUUAUUGUGACAGCAACUAUGAGCAGGCACAAGACAAACGAAAAGCCCUAAAGGAAACCAUGGCUUUCACAGUUCAGUCAUUAGCCAGUGUGACCUAUCAAAUCAAUAGCCUAGCUAGAAACAUCCUCAAAAUAUUUGACUUGCAGACCACCCAUCUCCAACAAGUGGAAGCCAACGUUUGUUCCAUUGAACAGGUGAUAGAAAUGCAUAAGGAGAAAGUGUCCCGCCGUGAAAUUGGGAUGCUUACUGUUUCCAAGACAUUUCCUCCCUAUCAGAAAAUCAUCUAUCCAAAGAAGCUUGAGUCUUUACAGCCCUAUUACAGGAAACCACUGGACUUUAGCACUCUGGAUGACAUUGGCCAUGGGAUUAAGGAUCAAAACACACAGUUGGCCAAAACAGGGACUCUAUCAAGGCGAUCAAUCAAGUCCUCGGCUGGGAUGUCACCUGGAACCCUUGGAAUGAGCCAGAAGAUUCUGGAAGCAAUUCUGCCACCACUCAUCCCCGAAUGCCAACUCUCAUCAGCUUCAUCUUUGUCAUCCAUGAGUAAUCUCCCAGAAGCUUCGAACAGCACAAAUAUGAAAAGGCCUUCUGGACCAGAUCCAUCACCACCCCCACCCCCACCCCCGGAAGCAGGUGAUUUUCUUCUCCCUUCUCAAACAGAUUUUUUGCCAUCUCCUAUUCAAGCAGAAGAUGUUCUUCCUCCGCCUUACCCUGAGCCAGAUCUUGAUUUUCCAACUGUUCCUCCACCACCAUCCCUGGAUAUCUCCAACUGUGGUCACCCGAAGCCUCCUUUUCUGCCACCUCCACCACCCCCAGAGAAAUUGCCAUGGGCCCCAGACACCUAUCUGGAGAAAGUUGUGACUCUUUACCCUUAUGUUCAGAAGAAGGAGGAUGAACUCUCAUUUACAGAAGGGGUCAUUAUUUAUGUAACACGGAAAUACUCAAACGGCUGGUGUGAGGGCGUAACAAGUGAUGCAGAGGGAUUGUUCCCCAGGAACUACACAGAACCUUUGCACUGAAUGAGGCAGAACGGAAGAGGAAAAAAAGACAGGACCCUAACACAAGUUUUAUGGAGAACAUGGAGUCACCUGGAGUAGUCCACAGUGAGAUAGGCAGCAAAUCAAUUUAACAAGUAAAUUCAUGCACAUCCUGAUUUAAGUUGCCAGGAAAUCAGUAUUUCCCCUGACUAGGCUAAAAUCAAGCUAAUGAAAGGAAGGUAUCAAGAGUACUUUGGACAUUUCCAUAUGUGGGAAGAAUCCAGAGAAAUAAAUAUUUUGGAGAAUAUUAAAAAAGGCAGAAUGUAUUUCCCCAAAGGAUCUUAAAACCAGAAACUUCUUCCUCCCUCCUCCACACAGCUAGAAAACUCAACA